CGGGCCAGAUACUGUUGAUUAUAUGCUCUUCUGAGGGAAGAAAUUAAACUAGCAGAAGCAAGGAAAAGAACACGUCUUUCUGUUUUUUGCUUCAUUAGGAAAUAACUUAAAGGGAAAUAAAUGUUUAAGAUCCUUUAAAGUUUCAAUCAUGGUGGAUGUUGAUCUUGAUUCAAAUGGGAUUGAACAACCCUCUAGUGUUAACAAUAUGUCCACUAAAAAGAAGGAGCUUCUUUCCUCUGCUAUGAAGAGGACCUCUGAAUGGAUUUUCUCCCAAGAGAUUGAAAGCGAUGUAACUGUAAUUGCAGGAGGAACCUCCUUUACACUUCACAAGUUCCCAUUAGUUUCAAAGUGUGGAUACAUAAGGAAGUUUCUCUCAGAAUCUAAUGAUGUUGAUGUUUCUACGAUCGAAAUCCCUGAUAUACCUGGUGGGGCAGAUGCAUUUGAACUUGCAGCAAAGUUUUGUUAUGGAAUAAAUUUCGAGAUAAGCACAGAAAACAUUGCCUUGCUGAGAUGUGCGGCGGAAUAUUUUGAGAUGACAGAAGAAUAUGCAGUUGGAAAUUUGGUGGGAAGAACUGAGUCCUACUUAAAUGAAGUAGCAAUUAAGAGCCUCGCUGGUGCAGUUUCAGUUUUGCAUGGCUCAGAAAACCUUGUUCCGAUUGCAGAGAAAGUAAAAUUGGUGAGCCGAUGCAUAGACGCAAUUGCAUAUAUAGCCUGCAAGGAUAACCAAUUCUGCACAUUGGGUAGAGCAGAAGCUGGUAUCAACGGAUUGAGUUCCUGCAACCCGAAGCCUAUAGUUGAUUGGUGGGCUGAGGAUUUAACUGUCCUUAGAAUUGAUUUUUUCCAAAGGGUUCUAAUUGCAAUGAUGGGAAGGGGAUUCAAGCAGUAUGCACUUGGACCAAUAGUAAUGCUCUAUGCACAGAAGUCUCUUCGAGGUUUGGAAAUAUUUGGAAAGGGAAGGAAAAAGAUUGAACCCAAACAAGAACAUGAAAAGAGGGUUGUUUUAGAAACCAUAGUUAGUCUUCUGCCAAGGGAGAAAAAUUCAUUGUCGGUUAGCUUUCUGUCGAUGCUGCUCCGAGCUGCAAUAUAUCUAGAAACCACAAUUGCUUGCAGGCUUGACUUGGAGAAAAGGAUGGCGUUGCAGCUUGGACAGGCUGUAUUAGAUGAUUUGUUAAUUCCUUCAUAUUCCUUCACAGGGGACACAUUGUUUGAUGUUGAAACCGUGCAGCGAAUUUUGAUGAAUUUCCUUGACUAUGAAAUGGAGGGAAAUCGAUUGGGAGAUGAAGAGUAUCAUCACGUGUCUCCUUCAUUAAGCGAGAUGGAGCGGGUUGGGAAACUUAUGGAAAAUUACCUUGCUGAAAUAGCCUCUGAUCGUAAUCUAUCCGUUACAAAAUUCAUUAACCUUGCUGAAGUCAUCCCAGAGCAAGCAAAGAUCACUGAAGAUGGGAUGUAUAGGGCCAUUGACAUUUAUUUGAAGGCACAUCCAGCUCUUAGCGACAUGGAAAGAAAAAAGGUUUGCAGUGUUAUGGACUGUCAAAAGCUAUCUAGAGAAGCUUGUGCUCAUGCUGCUCAAAAUGAUAGGCUCCCCGUUCAGACAGUUGUGCAAGUACUUUACUACGAGCAGCAACGCCUUCGCGAGGUCAUGGAUGGGACCCAGCUUGUAGCAACUGAACCUCCUGCUCUUAUUCCUUCCAAAACGAAUCAUCAGUUAUCUACUGAUAUCCGCCCUGUUUCAGAGGAGGUCUCGAGUCUAAAACGAGAAAAUCAGGAGCUGAAAUUUGAGCUGCUGAAAAUGAAAAUGAGGUUGAAAGAAAUUGAAAAGCCUAAUUCAAAUUCAAACAAAUCAGCUACUAGCAGCCCUUUGUCCAUCACUCCUCCAUCUGCUGAUAAACCUCCUCUUCCAAGAAAAUCUAAUUUCAUGAAAAAGCUCGGAAGAUUUAUUCGAGCUGAUGGACUGAUCACACCAAGCAAAGCACGUAAUAAACCGCCUAAAGAUAGGCGUCAUUCCAUAUCGUGAUUUGAGCUAAGGUAUAUUUGCAUGCAUUGUCUGAGUAUGGUGCUGGAUUCAAAAUUUAGUUAUUAUUUUAAUCAUGCAAGUUGUUAUCUGGUAUAAGUAUAAAUUUGGUCGUGCUUUAAUCCAGAAAUGUUAUUUAGAUGGACGUGGAAGAUUUCCAUAUGUAUAUUAUCUAUGCAAGAUUUGUAAUCUUGGUUUCUCUAAUGUACCUUGAAGAAAGAUUUGCAAUCUUGAGAUGAACAAGCAAUAAAAUACUAGUCUCACUGGAAAAGUAGUUCUGAUCA
Messenger RNA from Lycium ferocissimum, 2295 nucleotides. Its product is annotated as BTB/POZ domain-containing protein SR1IP1. NCBI's taxonomy places the organism in Eukaryota, Viridiplantae, Streptophyta, Magnoliopsida, Solanales, Solanaceae. Bases 149 to 2014 code for a protein of 621 amino acids. The record is from RefSeq and is a predicted model, not a curated record. The transcript has 5 exons. Gene Ontology annotation, molecular function: protein binding.